Notolabrus celidotus (New Zealand spotty) is the source of this 16450-nucleotide messenger RNA. RefSeq names its product polycystic kidney disease 1a (gene pkd1a). The record is from RefSeq and is a predicted model, not a curated record. Gene Ontology annotation, cellular component: membrane. Gene Ontology annotation, biological process: kidney development. Lineage: Eukaryota; Metazoa; Chordata; Actinopteri; Labriformes; Labridae. The transcript is spliced from 56 exons. Gene Ontology annotation, molecular function: protein binding. Bases 178 to 14220 code for a protein of 4680 amino acids.
GAUCCGAGUCGAAGAAAAGAAGAUACGCAGAAGAGGAUUUUAUAAAGUUCAUCCCUGCUUCCAUUUGUGUCUCCUCACAUGAAACCCGUGGAUAAAGGACGUGUAUGUUUGUCUUUUAUUGUCCCUUCUAGACUGAGAGGACUUACCCCAUCAGAGGCGAUGAGAUGUGAGUGAGCUAUGCCUUGUGGAAAUGGACAGACUUUAUCUAAGCGAAAACAUGGCGUCUGCGUCCCGAGGUUCAGCUUUUUUUCCAGUCUGUUUUUGGCGCUGUGCUGCCUGGAGGUCUGGGGCUCUGGGCCGCAGGGGGACGGCGGCACGAGCUGCAGCCCCUGUCCCGUUAACUGCAGCUGCGCGCUCGCGGGGCCCCUGCAGUCCUGCGUCGUCAACUGCUCCAACAUCGGGCUGGAGAGGGCCCCAGCAGCGGCCGACAUACCGCAGGCCACCAACGUGCUAGAUCUCUCCAAGAACCACAUCUCCUCCCUCGAUACCAGCCUGCUCGACCGCCUCACCGGCCUCAGAGAGCUUUAUCUUCAAGGGAACAGGAUCAAUAUUCUUCCCAGAGGCCUACUCUGCUGUGGACCGAUCUCAGUCCUCGAUUUGAGCCACAACCUCAUCACCACCAUCGAAGAGAGGACAUGUGACAACCUCUGCAAUUUGACUCAGCUUGACCUGAGCAGUAACCCCUUUGAGUGUGACUGUGAGCUGUUCCGGCUCGUCAGCUGGCUGCAGGAGAAAGGGGUGCGAGUCCGACGCCCGGAUGCCAUGCUUUGUAACCAACCUCCCGAGCUCCGCAACCAACCUCUGCUUAAUGUCAGCCUGCACACCUGUGGUCCCAACUACGCCGCCUGUCUCGAUGACAGCAGCAGUGGUGGAGGUGGGCGUAGCGAGCUCGUUAUCUUCUCCUCCUCUACGCCAGGAAACUUCACACGAGAACAAUGUAACAGCGUGUGCUUUGCUGCGUCUCACCGCUAUGGGGGCCUGGGGACAAAGCAUGAGUGUCUCUGCAGCAUCAACUCAGAGCCAAACUUCAUCAGCGAGUCCCAGUGCUCUGCUGCCUGUACAAACUCUGAUGUUAUGAAGAAAUGUGGUUGGACUCUGGCUGACGAUGUGUUUGCGGUGGACUUCUCGGUCUCGCUGAAAGCUCUCCUGCUGCAAAGUGUUCACGACUGCAUCAGUUUCUCUGCCGUCCCUUCUGUCACACCAGUGACGCUGUCCUGGGAUUUUGGUGACCUUUCAUCCCGGGUUAACACCACAGGGGCCGGGGUCACCUCCGCAACCCACAAAUAUGGACUUCCAGGACGUUACGCAGUCGGUUUGACGGCCUGGGCUGGACAUAAAGAGGUCUCAGCACGUGGAGAAGUGAGUGUGGCUCUUCCUCCCAAACUGGAGCUGCGCUGUCCAGUCCUUGCUGUUGCCAAUAAGAGUCUAGAGUUCACACUUGUCAGCUGGGGCGCUGUGGGCUUGGACGUCGACUGGAAGAUCACAAAGAAUGGUGUCAAAGUUGCCAAAGCCUCCCCUCUCUGUCCAAAGGAUGGGGUGUACCACGCCGAGUCCUCACGCUGUUUCCAGAUUGUCCCGGGAGAGCUGAGCUGGACCGACGCUCGACAGCAGUGUUCGGACCGUGCCGGAGAUCUGGCAAUCAUCAGGAGCGAUGUGCUUCGUAACCUGCUGGCACCCAAUGUCACACAGGAGCGAGGUGUGUGGCUGGGCUUGAGUGAUGUUGACGCUCCAGGCAAGCUGCGCUGGGUGAACGGCUCCGAUGCUGAGGAGGGAGAGGAGGGCCUGCCGCCUCGUUCCCCAAUCUCCCGUGGUAACGUGUGUGUGUCCCUCGAUCAGCGGGGUCAAGCCAGUUCACAUCCAUGUAACGCCAAGCGAGCCUACGUCUGCCAGUACAGGCCCCAAGUGCCGGUUCCAGAUGCAGGGACCUAUGUGUCGGGUCUGGCUGUGUUCCCCUCCCACAAUGCUUUGCGCCAUGUCCCAUCUGCUGGGCUCUCGACUCCGCAGCCUCCCAGCAGUGGCAUAGAGGUGCUGCUGUUCCCGGCUCUGAGCUUCAGGCGGGCAGGCCGUCUGUCCUCCCUGGAGUUUGUCACACAGGAACUAAGCUCACAAAUCCACGUCCGAUUUCAGAUCUACAGACCUCACUGUCACUGUCACCCUGGCCUUCACCUGCUGCUACCCAGUUGUGGCGGUCCAGCGUGUGCCCCAGUAGCUGUCUGUGUUCCCAAUAACACCAACAGUGGGGAUCCUCCAUCUUGCCCCCGACUGGAGCAGUGGUGUCCCUUCCAGCUGCGCUGCAUGGCCCUCUCAAGUCCCUGCCACCCGUCCUCCUGUCCAAACUGCACCCAGGCUCACCGUCUGUCCCCCGGAGUGCUGCGGCCCCGAUACACCCUGCAGAACGAGGUGGUGUUCACUCUGCCGGCAGGACCAGCUGCUCACAUACUGGUACAAGAGGACAUAGAGGACCUCCUUGUUUCUCCAGGUGAUGUCAUAGCCCUGCAGCACGAUGCCGGCCCCGCUUCCCUCCUGCAGUGCCAAACCUCCCCUACCUCUCUUUGGCGACAACCUGUCUUAGCCCUCAACCAACCGGAUUGGUUCUGGAUCAACACCACCAGACACCAUACAGACGCCUCAAUGGACCCCGACACCGACCCCGUGCCUGACCCCGAGCUCGAUGUACAGGCAAUGGUGGAGGACGGUGAGGGAGGCUGGCUGGAGGACGUUGUUUGUCCUGUGAGGGUUCUCUAUGUGGGACACAGUGAGACUCAGCUGAAGGGAGGACAGCUGUCUGCUGGUCUCCCUCAGCCAGGACUCUACAGCCUGCUGGUGACGUCAGCAGAACCCUCGUACCCUGCCUCAGCAUCGUGCCCACUGCGUGUUGUUCCUCCUCUGGGCUUGACAGUCCUCUACCCUCCCUCUCGAAACGGCACCUUCUACCUGCAGCCCAACGACACCCGGCUGCUUCUCCGAGUCCAGUCUCGCUACAUAACAACCGUCUCUCGGCUCGGCAGUAAUCACAGCGUCACCUUCGAGCCGGACUGUCCCACUGCGUUCCCCUUCACCUCAGCGCUCUGCUGGCCCGGCCCGAGCGCAGGGUCCGGGGUGGAAGUGUUAGAGCCCAGCCUGUUUGCAGUGCUGGAUCUGAACUUGGGAAAGGAGGAGCAGGGGGGUCCAGUGCAGGUAGAGUUGGAGGCACAUAACAACGUGACGGAGGCAAGCCUGACUGCAGUCGUCCAGGUGGAGGAGCCGCUCAGAGGACUAGUGGUGCAGCCUCACCCUGCACACAGGGUACUGAUGGAGUCAGUUGUGAGCUACACAGCCUCAGUGCUUGAAGGCUCCAGUCCCACCUUUAAAUGGACAGUAGAUGACAAGCCCUACUUCACCUAUUACAACACCGUCCUCAACGUCAUCUACCAGCAUGCAGCCAUCUACAAGCUCACAGUGACGGCCAUUAACCAUGUGAGCUCCCUCACAGAGCAUUUCAACGUGACCGUGGAUCGACUGCAGCCAAUGGCCAACCUCACAGUGAAGGGUGUGCCUGAUGUUGUUCCUCAGGGCUCCACGCAGACCCUCACCACCUCUGUGCUCCUGGACAUGUCUGUGGCUGCCACCUUCAGAUGGUCUUUUGGUGAUGGUGGUUAUAAGGAGUUUGAAUACAAGCCUCCCUACGCCCCCUCCCUCCUCUGCUCCGAGUCACCCAAUCAGGUCCUCCUAAGCAACAACGUCACCUAUAUCUACUCUCAGCCAGGAAUAUACACAGCGCUGGUGUCAGUGUCCAACCGUUAUGAGAACAUCAGUCAGAGCAUCAAUAUGAGCGUCUACAGCAUCCUCACUCGGGUCGAUAUCCAAACAGAGCCACCGCUCCUCCUCACCGGCAAAUCAGCUGAGUUCGAGGCUCACCCUCUGCCCUCGCCCUACGGCAUUCACUACGAUUGGCAUUUUGGAGACGGUUCUGCCCUGAUGCAAGGUCGCCGCGUGGCACACACCUACACACAGAGCGGCGUCUUUAAUGUCUGUGUGUCGGUAAACAACACCAUCAGUUCCAGGAUGGAAUGCGCAGAGAUGUUUGUGUAUGAGGAGAUUGAAAGUUUAACAGCUGAGAGCUCGUCUCCCACAGAGCUCCACAGCUCCACCACAGUGAGGGCACACCUCGCUUAUGGGAACAACAUCACAUGGACUUUCUCCAUGGGGGAUGGCAGUACUUACACAGCAUCCACACCUCAAGUGACACACGGCUACAUAAAAGAUGGAAACUAUACAGUGAAUGUGACUGCCAUGAACGCUGUGAGCUCUGGCUGGACGCUCCUCCCCGUGCAGGUGUUUGUGUUUCAAGUCGUGAGGAUGGAGCCGUCUGGGUGCGUCCAAGAGCGGACUCCUGUUAACUUCCAAGCGUGGGUGUCUGGUAAUGCAUCAGCUCAUCUGUACGAAUGGAGCUUUGGGGACGGGAGUCCCAAUGAGACACACCAGGGCAAUCCCAAAAUCUCCCACACGUACUCAACAAGCGGGAACUAUCACCUCUCUCUGCUGCUCUCCAGCGGGGUAAACAAGGACACCAAGGCCAACUUCUUCAACUGGGUGUGUGUGCAGCCAUCUUUAAGCAACGUCAGCCUUACCCUUGAGAAAACACACUACGCUGUUGGAGAGAAGAUCAGCUUCCAUGCUAAGUCUGAACCAGAAUUUGCCUACAGCUUUAAGUGGGACUUGGGUAGAGAGGAGGACCUUGUGCUGAACCGUGGUUCUGAGAAUAUGGUGACGACUUAUCAAAACCCUGGUAGUUACAUGGUCACGGUCAUUGUCUACAACAACAUUUCCAACAAUAAUGCCAGUGUUGUGUUUGACGUUUUGACGCCAUUAGGACCCAUUCUCAUUCAUCAUAACGGCACUAUGGGUAAUAACCUGACUCUUGGAGCCCCGUAUUAUUUUACCACCUCUUCCAAUGCGACCAAUGUCACUUACGUCUGGAACUUUGGAGACGGAAAGAUACUUACAGGCCAGAAUAUCCUCCACACCUACAACAUCUCUGGAAACUACAACAUCACACUGACGGCCUCCAACACUGUGAGCACAAAUCUCACAUCUCUACCUGUUGCUGUUGUUGCACCAAUCAUCGGGCUGACUGUCACUGCUAGUUUGAUCAAUGUGCCCCUUAAUGCCUCGGUCACUUUUGAGGCCCAGAAGGUGGCAGGUGAAGGGAUCCGGUACUCUUGGAUCCUAUGUGAUCGCUGCACAGCAAUUGCAGGGACCUACAACAUGUUUUACACCUUCCGCUCCGUCGGGACUUUCAACAUCAUUGUGACCGCUGAAAACGACGUCGGAACUGCACAAGCAAGCAUCUUCCUGUUUGUGCAACGUGAGCUGGAGGGCCUGCAGAUCUUAGCAGAGGAGGACACUGGAGGAGACAAAGGCAGGGGGCUGGAAGGUUGCUGCUUCUCUACCAACCGUGUACUCCACCUACAUGCUGGAUUAAAAGAAGGAACCAACAUGACUUUUACCUGGAACCUCAUCAGAGAGCUCAACACUGCCAAUUCCAUCUUCAACAUAAGCGGGAAGACGUUGGAGGUGAAUUUCUCCACGCCAGGCCCAUGUGAUAUCUUCCUCCAGGCAGCCAACCUCCUGGGUCAGCUGACCGUCAACAGAACCAUCUACUUCCUGGAACCAGUGGGGCAGCCAUACCUGGAAAUCAGCAACAAACAGAUUGCAGUAAAUGCUUCAACCAACCUGAAAGUAGUGACUGCUGAAGGCUCGGACCUGCAGUACCGCUGGUCUGUCAAUGGGGAUGUUCUGCAGUGGAACAAACCAUGGAAGACCCAUAGCUUCUUUAGUCAAGGGCAGAAGCUUAUAACUGUGGAGGUUUUCAAUGAAGUCAGCAGAAGGGUCGUGUCAGAAAUUCUCAGUGUCCAGGAAGUCAUUUCAGGGUUAAGUUUUACUGCUACAAAUGUCAACGAGCAGGGUUAUGUAGCAACAGGCGUCAACGUCACGCUCCAGGGGGAGGUUCUUACAGGAACAAAUGUGACGUGGACUUGGAGUUUGGAGGGCAGAUCCGAAACAGGAGUUAAAACUUCACUGAUUUUCCAUGAGCCAAAAGCAACCAUCAUUACUCUGAACGCCACCAAUGAUGUCAGCGGGCAAUUGGCGCCCAGAGAGUUCUUUGUUCAGGACAAGAUUACAGGGUUGGACCUGAGGGCGAGUAAGAACUUAGCAGCUGUGGGUGACAAAGUGGAGUUCACUAUUUCAAUGAAAGCAGGUUCAGAUGUCAGUCUCAUCCUCAGCAUCAGCGGUGAUGCCACCAUCAUGGCUCAACCCAACCAAAUCUACGUCCACACGUUCAGCAGAGUGGAUACGUACAUGGUGAAUCUCACCGCUCACAACCAGGUGAGUUCCACAAGGCGGCACCUCCAGGUGGAGGUGAUGGAGCCUGUGUCUGGACUCUCCAUUCUGGGAAGCUCUGCAGCGAUCCCUGUGGGGGAAAAGAGAUUCUUUGUGGCCAACAUCCUCACAGGCAAACCCGUUCACUUCCUGUGGACCUUUGAUCUGCAUCAACUCAGCAAGACGUCGUGUAUAGGCAAAGAGGUGUCCUACACGCCAAACUUGCCGGGUUUAUUGACCAUCUACCUGAGGGCCAUCAAUGCUCUGCAUGCUCAGAACAUCACCAAGUACAUCCUGGUGCAGAGCCCUCUGACGGCUGCAGAUCUGUACGCUACACCUCGGGACACAUUCAUCAAUAGGACUGUGACGUUCACAGCUUAUGUGACGCCCACCUCCAACUCUGUGGAGUGCUCAUGGGACUUCGGUGAUGGUUCUCCUUCAGUUCAUACCAACAACACAACUGUGGGUUACUACUACAAACACUCAGGACACUUCCCGGUCCAAGUGAACUGCAGUAACCUGGUGAGCUGGGUGUUGGCCCGUGUGGAGGUAGUCAUAAGUGUACUGGAGUGUGAGGAGCCAGAAGUGCAUGUGGUUCAAGCCCCCCGCCUUCUCAUCUGGCGCUACCAGUCCACUUUGGUGGAGGCCAAUGUGGACCUGAAAGGCUGCAUACGUUACGGAGCUCAGUACCUCUGGCAGAUUCUCUCAACACAAUCAUGUGAUGAUGAGAAAGACCAGCUUCUGCCCUCAGGGCCAUGGUCUCUGCCCUCCAGGUCUUUGAAGGAGCUGGUGGUUCGCCUGCCAGCAGAAGUGGAUGUGCAGCGCCUGCAGUUGUCUUUGCCUAAGAUGGCUCUACCAGCAGGGAACUACACCGUGGUGUUUUCUCUGUCGUACAGAGGUGUGCCGUUAAGGAAGGCUGCCUGUCUGCACCUUAGCGUCAUGGCUGCCAGGCUGAUGCCCAUUAUAGAAGGGGGCACCUACAGGGUGUGGUCCAGGACACAAGACCUGCAGCUCAGUGCUGAGCAGUCAUACGACCCCAACAUGGACCCAGAGAGCCAGUCACUUCUCCACUACCACUGGGAGUGCCACAGCACAUCCAAGGGUGCCGAGCACUGCUCCACUCUGAAUUUCGGCCUUGGCUCCAGCGGCCCAGUGUUGGGGAUCUCCGGCUCCGAGCUGGAGGAGGAUGUUGAGUACACUUUCAGGCUGACCAUCAGCAAAGAUGGUAUGCCACCAGAGUCAACCACGCAGACCGUGCUUGUUCAGAGCGGCCAUAUUCCCAUGGUGUAUCUGGAGUGUGUGUCAUGUAAAGCCCAGUCCAUCUAUGAGGUCAGCCAGAACUCCUACGUCUACCUCAGAGGGACCUGCACCAACUGCCAGGGCUUUCACCGAGGGCGCUGGAGUGCCAUGACGCUGCAGAAUGAGACCCUGGUCCUGGACUCCUCCUCCACCACCACGAGAAGUGACGGCAUGAACCUGGUGCUGCGGCAGGGCGUGCUGCAACACGAAGACUCCUACAUCUUCACCCUGCACGUGACUGACGGCAGUCUGGAUGGCGAGGGCGCUGCCUCCAUCACUCUGCACCGCAACAUGCCUCCGGCAGGUGGAGAGUGUCACCUGAGAGGGGGAGGGGAAGCGGGAACUGAGUAUGGGGAAGGAAAUGGGGAAGGUUUUACAGUGCGCACACUGUUAGACCGGGUUCACUUCAACUGCUCAGGUUACAGUGAUUUUGGGGUCUCAGAGACUCCUUUGCUCUACAGUCUUCUGGUGACGCGCUGCAGGGAAGACUACUGUGAGGACUUCUGUGUGUACAAGGGCAGCAGCCCGGAGCACUCUGCCUUCCUGCCCCCGGGCUUCAGCUCUUCACGAAACCGCAUAUCUGUCUCCAUCACAGUAGAGGACCACCAGGGUGCUGCUAUCAAAGCUCUCAACAAGACCAUUGAGGUUGUGCUUCCAGAUCCACCCCCUGAGUACAAAAGCCUUCCCCAUUGGUUGUCUGAGAUGACAGACAGCACAAUCAAAAAGCUGUUAGAACAGGGAGACUCCCAGAGGGUCCGAGAGUUGUCAUUAGCAUUCAUUACAGUCCUAAAUGAGUAUGAACAGACCAGGCCGACUGUGCGCGUGUCCAGAGACGAACGCAGUUACCGCGUCCGAGUCCGAAGCAACAUCACCAGAGCUCUGACCGCUCUGGACCUGACCACUGUGAAUGACAUCCAACAGACCUCCGCUGCUCUAGCUCAGUGCACGGCGGUGAGCCGUGAGUUCAUCUGUGAGGAGUGUCAAAACAGCACGCUGAGCAAGCUGGAGUCCAUGCUGGAGAUCCUGCAAACUGACACCAAGCAGGGCACGGUCACUCCGACUGAGAUCGCUGACAACAUCCUCAACAUCAUGGGUGAUCUGAUCCAUCAGGUCAGCCAGUCCGCCUCGCAGUCUUACAGCCAGCCCCCUUAUGUGGACUCCCCCUCGUCCCACUUCACCUCCUCUAUUUCUACUGUCAGCGAGGAUCAAGGAGGCCCCCUGUUAGACCCCUCCCCCUCCUCACUGGAGCCACACCCUCUGCGAGUGGCAGCCAAAGCCUACAGCCUGUCCUCGGUUCUUAUGUUGAUCCUCAUGCAUGCCCGUGUGCUCAAUGAGGAGCCGCUCGUGCUGAGGGGAGCAGAGAUCGCUGCCACAGGGAAACUGGCAGACCCGCAGAGCCUGCUCUGCUACAUUGGCAAUAACAGUCCAGAGUGCAAGCACUUCUCCGUCCCUCGAGCCUUCAACAGCAGUCUUGGCAAAGCUGCAGCAGGAAACAGCAUCAUGCAGCUCAUGUUCCAGGUGGAGUCCAACCCCUUCCCCUUUAACUAUGUGCCAAACUACACCGUCUCCACUGAGGUGGCCUCCAUGGAGUUCCGCACUGAAAACGGGACCCAGAUCCCCAUCUCUGGCCUGGACGACAGUCUCGCUAUCACUGUUGCUGUUAACAAUGGAACAUAUGGAGCAGAGGCAGGUCCUGAAGGUGCUGGUGCUGGAGGGGUCCCCACAGCUGGAGCAGUGAACAUCAGCCACUGCAGCUCCGUGAUCGUCAGGGUCAGCACAGGGAACACCAACCGGCAGGCGGGGCUGUUUGUGCAGCUCAACUUCACGUCUCUGCAGGAUGCCACAGAGAAUGAUAUAGAAAAAGAGGAGCAGUACAUCACAGCCUACCUUCAUGCACAUGAGAGACCUAAUGAGUUCAACUGCACAGAUAAAAAACGCAUCUCUCUCAGUAUGACCAGGGGCAAAGACCUGGACCACAGGAAAUACACCUUCUUCUUGUCCCCUGAGUCGUACGACACCACCCUGGACUACUUCAUCAACGUGAGCACAGCCUGCACCCCCGCCUCUCGCUCUGUGGGCGUUCACCUGGAGGUGGGGGUGUUUGCCUCGCUGUGUCAGUACUUCAGUGAAAGUGAGAAGCAGUGGCGGACAGACGGCAUGGUUCCCCUUGCAGAAACUAACGCCAGCAGAGCGGUUUGUCGCACCAGGCACCUCACCGCCUUUGCCGCUGGCCUGUUUGUCCCGGCCAACGCCGUCAGCUUUAAAGUGCCGGAACGCUCUGGUGCACCAAGCCUGGUCGUCCUGUUGGUGUGCGUGUUGGGCUUACUGAGUUAUGUGGUAGCAGCAGCCAUCUUGCAUAAGCUGGACCAGCUGGAUCUGCGGCGGGCUGCUGUGGUUCCUCUCUGUGGGGGAGAUGGACUCUUUAAAUAUGAGAUCCAGGUGAAGACUGGCUUGAGCCAAGGGGCAGGCACCACGGCUCAUGUGGGAAUCAGACUGUAUGGACGUGAAAGCAUCAGCGGACAUCGACACCUGGACAGCAGAGGAGCGUUCUCACGCAAUGCUCUGGACAUCUUUCAUAUUGCCACAGACACCAAUCUGGGCAACGUCUGGAAAAUCAGAAUCUGGCACGACAACAAAGGUCUGUCCCCAGCAUGGAUGCUGCAGUAUGUCCUGAUCAAAGACUUACAGACAGGCAGCAGCUACUACUUCCUGGCUGAGGAGUGGCUCUCCGUGGAUAAUGAGAAAACAGGUGGCCGUGUGGAGAUAGAGGUGGAGGCGUCAGAGGAGGCUGUGCUUCUUCAGAUGCCCCGCCUCCUGCGCUGUGAGCUGCAGAGGGCGCUGUGUGAGACUCACCUGUGGCUGUCUCUGUGGGAGCGACCUCCCCGCAGCCCUUUCACACGCCUCCAGAGAGCCACCUGCUGCGCUGUGCUACUGCAGUUCUUUGUACUGGCCAACACUCUGUGGUACAGCAUCGUGGUGGACAAGAGAUACAGCCCAAGGGCCGUGUCUACGCUCUCCUCUUUAAGUGGCGAGACGGUGGCAGCAGGUGUGAUGACAUGCCUGAUCGUGUACCCUCUCUACCUGCUCAUCUUCACGCUCUUCAGAAUGAGCCGCAGCAAGUGCGUGACUGUGGAGCAGGUGCAAACACAAUCAGACCAGGAGUCUGUGGAGAUCGAUGACUUCCUGGACAACUCCAUGGCCGGAAGCUCCUUCCUCUUCUUCAAUGAUGAGACCAACUCAGAGGAAACCAACAUAGAUUUCCCCACUCCGUCAACUAAAAGUGUGGAGAGUUGGGCCAUGGCAGAGGAGGAGAUGGAGGACAGGGAUUGGCCCGAGUGGUUGAGUGAUGGAUCCGUCGUGCCGGGGGCGGGGCACAGGGCGUGUCUUCCUCGGCUGAAGAGGGGUCAGGGGAGCAGGCACCUGGGAGUUGACAUGAACUUUAACCCUGAUGAUGAGGACGGGACUGAACAACGCAACAAAUUUUUCACCUCCUCAGACGAAGACCUGAUAAAACACAUCCUCACAGACGGACAGAACUAUUUCCCUCAGGCGGACGAGAGUGAAAUGGCUGAUCUGUCGAGCAUUUUGGACGACAAGACUGAAGUGAUUCUCCUCCAGAAGCCGAGUGAACCUUUUCUUCCAGGAUCUAUGAGAAGGGACCCGCCAAAAACUGCUUUCAUCUCGAAUACAGUUGUGACAGACGUGUGUCGUCCUCGGCGGUUCCCUCCCUGGUGUGGUCGUGCCGCCUUGUGGGGUAGUUGGGCGGGGAUCGCUCUGGCCAGCGGUGUUUCUAUCUGGGCGGGUCACGGCUUUAGUCAGAACAUGGCUAUGAUGUGGCUCAUCUCCUGCUUCUCCAGCUUCCUGAGCUCCUGCCUGCUGCUGGAGCCAAUCAAGGUGUUGUGUGAGGCUCUUUACUACGCUGUGUGUGUGCGCCGCCUGCGCCCAGAGGACCAGGAUGUGCUGGUGGAGUUCCCUCGGGUGGAGAGAGUGGUCCAGCGGGUCCCCAGGGUGAGAGCCCCACAGGGCUUUGCUCUGUCUCAGGCUCGCCAUCAGGCCCGCAAGGUCCACAUGCUGCACACGAUGCUGAAGAAUUUCCUGGUGUACAUGUUCUUCCUGUUGGUGGUUCUGCUUCUCAACUACUCGGACUCGGCUAAAGACACACACAGCCUGAGACUGCGAACUCAGCUGCAGAAAGUGCUUCACACACCUGAAUACCACAAAAUCAACAGUCGAGGAGAUGUUCUCUCGUGGCUGAAUGAGUCCCUGCUGCCACGGCUUCUGGACGACUCCACCCUCUUGAGAGACACAGGAAGUGUGUUACUCGGCACACUGAGGCUCCGUCAAAACCAAGACACACAAGCUGGCGCUCUGGCAGGAGAGAGUGUUUGGGGAGAGGGAUGGAAAAACUCUCAAACUAAAAAUACUGAAACUGUUUCUACAAACGGGGUGCGGCGUUUGGAUGGGAUCAGGGCGGAUAACAGCGGAGACACGGUCCACCAGCUGAACAGAAGCCUGGAGGAGGCCUCUUCCUCCUUGCAGCAGCUGCAGCAGCUGCACUGGCUCGACCACAGGACCCGUGCUCUGUUUGUGGAGUUCUCGCUCUUCAACAUCAACACAAACCUCCUGGCUGUCUUCUCCUUCGUGUUUGAGUUUCCAGUUUCUGAGCGUGCCCAGUCCAACCUUGAUCUCCUUGUCAUCAGUCUGUGGCCAAUCACAGGCCUGGACCUGCAGCUCCUGCUCAUGAUCAUCCUCCUGGCCCUGGUCUUGUAUUUCUUCAUUCGGGGGAUCUUGGGCUUCCUCAGAGAAGGUCAUGCGUACCUGUUCUCAGCUUGGAGACUGUUGGGCAUCUGUAAACUGACUCUAGCAGCAUCUGUGUGCGGGCUGCACCUGAGCCGCUGCACCAUGGCCACACAUCAGUGGGCGUCAUACCUGAAGCACCCACGGGACGCCUUCACUGACUUCUACCCUGUGGCCAGACAGAGCCAGCUGUACACCGUCAUGUCUGCAUGGCUGUUGUUCAUCCUAGUGCUCAAGGCGUCCCACCAGUUGCGGUUCCUCAGAGAGUGGGCCGUGUUUGGCAGAGCUCUGCGCUGCUCGGUCUGGGAGCUGCUGGGACUGGCCCUGGCUCUGCUGCUGCUGGUGCUGGCUUACUCACACACAGGACACCUGCUCUUCCACUCCGUAUUGGACGACUACAGCAGUGUGUGCUCCGUCUUCCGGUCUCUGUUGGGUGCUGGUGGACGCAGUUUUCUGUCAUGGCAUCCCACCUGGAUGACUACCGGUCCGUCCCACACCGUCGGCUCGUUGGCUUUCCACGCUAGCUUCGCCGUGCUUCGGCUGGUGUUGCUGUGGCUGCUCACAUCUGUGUUGCUGAGGAACUACCGGCGUGCUCGAGCGGAGCUGUACCGUCCAGCUGUUGAUCUGCAGGACUACGAGAUGGUUGAGCUGUUCCUGCGACGACUCAAAAUGUGGAUGGGGCUUAGCAGGACCAAGGAGUUUCGUCACAAGGUGCGUUUUGAGGGUAUGGAGCUCCCACCAUCCCGUUCCUCCUCCACUAGUGACUGUAAAUCCCUGUGCCUGCCACCACUGGACCGUCCUGACUCCCCUCCUACCCCAGACAGUGUAGAUGGAGGCUCUGAGGCCUCGUGGCGCCCGACUUCCUCCAGCCCUUGCAGCCUGACGGAGGCCCCGGGGGUCACCCUGGGACUCGGGCUGGGACUCGGUUUGGGGAUUGGUCCAGGAGUGCCCAUAGGAAGUUUCAGCUGGAGGGAGAAAGAUGAAACUGAAGCCUCUCUGAAGAGGCUCCUCCCCACUUUGGACGCCCUUGUGCAACAGCUUGACCGUGUCACGAUGGCAACAGAGGACCUGUACCACAUUGAGUGCAGACUGGAGCGAUCCCAGAGGAAAAGGAGAAGCAGAGGCAGAGAGAGGGGUGGUGGUGGUGGUCAGGGAGGGAGGGGUGAGGCAGGACAAAGAGCAAAAGGGGAGGAGAAGGAUGCUGCUGGAUGGAGGGAUCACAAGGGUGGCAAAGAGAAACAAAAAGGAGGUAAAAAAGGGAAAAAGGUGGAUAAAAUUGAACUUCAAAAGGACUGUGGAAAGACUUCUGCCAAACCUAAACGGACUCCAGAAGCCCCACAUGUCCCCUUCUUAAAGCCUCGACCGUCCUCUGCCUCUGUGCAUACCUCUGCUCCUCACUCCUCAGCUAAACCCUCAGUGAGCGCACCUCCGCCUACACCAGUCAAAGAUAAACCCUCCUCCUCCUCUCCCCUUGUUUCAUCAGCUCCUUCUUCACAUGUCUCACCGCCCAAAACGCCCACAGCGCCUUCAUGUACUCCCGCACCCACCCCGUCUCUGCCCUCUACCCCUGCCCCUACGCCCAUGAAUCGGGAUUGGGACCAGCCAACGGAGAGAGAGACCCUCCCUUCCUCCAGUCUGUUUAACCACCCAGCUCACACCACCACCAUACCAACACGCAAGCGGAAACGCAAACCCCCACCCCUCAAAAACAAGGUGCACCCCAACUCAGACAGGCAGGGCCCUGGACACCCCAAAUCUUGAGAGGGGAAGAAGUGAAAGAUGAAAUAUAUUUGAGUGUAAGAAUGCUUGGUUUAAGGACAAAAGGAGGACGGGGGCAGCAGGUUUUGUUCCCCAAUUCCCCGGUAUGAAAAGUUAAAAACAGCUAUAAACGAUUUUCAGGUUUGUGACGAAAUCCCAGAUCAGUUCUCUCUGACACAAGGUGCCGGUCACCAGAUGAUAACUGAGCUGGUCAAGUUAGGGCCAACAAUGAAGCCUAGAAAUACUCCAAGUCCUCCUUUUCUGAGACUAAAACUUUACCCCUGAUCCCAUGUGACCCUGGAGGUCCCAAGGGGUCCCUGACAGGAGCACACACACGUGCUCACCAGAGGACUUAACCAACUGAAAUGCAGACAAUGCAAUCAGUGUAUUUUUUUUGUAUUUUGUGUUGAUUAUGUUGUUUGUCUACAUAGUUUUAUAUUUUAUAUAUUGGUCACCAUGGGUACUUGUGGCCUGUCUGAGAAUAGUCAUUAUUGUUUGAACCCACGGAUAAACGCACAUGCAGGUGUACACAUACAUAGAAAUAACACUGUAGGCACGAGGGGCUCAUUGUGUUGUACCUGCUAAGGUGCAAGAGCAAAUAAAGUAUUCAAACACACACACACACGCGGUUGUUGGAGUCCCAGCAGCCAGUUAUUCAGGGUGCAUGUGAAACCAUCCUCAAAAGGGAAGCCGUGAAAAGAAACAAGAACGAAAGGCAGCAAGUGGUAGGAGUAGAGAAGAGGGAAAGAAGAAAAGGAUGAAUAUGUCUGCAAGUGUUCCCAUCAUAAAGCUAUAAUGACUCAAAGUCGGAUAAUCUCCUCCAAAUAUAUUUAGUGGUGUCGUAUGAUUGUGAUGUAAAAGCACUUUUUGUGAGGUGUGGUGUAAAGUAAUAAGCUUGGUGUCAAUAGAGAGAGCUUCACUCAUACUGUAUCUUCACUAUAAACAUCGCCAAAGCUUCUGCAUCGUUUAUGCAUUCUGAGUUUUUACUGUGCAGAGAAGUUUAUUCAUUCAUUUUGUACUUAGCACUUUAUUUCCUAAUGGAACUGAUAUCCAUAUUUAACGCUCACGUGUCAAGUUUUCGUCUCAUAUGUUAACAGCUCAUUUUAGAACAGUCUUUAAAGCAAGGUGUCGAAGCCAUAGCUUGUGUUUGUUCUCUGUCUGCUCUCAGUAGAUUUGAUCUUAAGUGUACUGUUUUUGUCUACAUGAUGUACUUUCUGUGUCCAGUGGGCAGAUCUCAGGGAACUAACCCCCUUUCUUCCCCCCCCCCAAACACCCCUUUGAUGCAACCAGGAUCACCAAAACUGUGGGCAGAGUAGGUGUAUUCAAUGAUGUAAGAUAUUUACCUUGUGUUCAAACCGUCCCAGACUUCAACUUCUUUCAGUUUUUCAUGUCAGAGUUUGUUUUCAUGAGAAAAGAGCAGAUUUUACAGCUACUAACAAACCUGCCAAAGCGUGUUUCAGGCUUUUGUGCUUUCAAAACUUUACCUUGAAACACCUUCACCUUAAAAGUUGUAUCAUAAUGUCUUCUUUUUUCCUGCCCAGUAAGUUGCAUCGGUUUCAGGAUAUAAUGAAAAAGAACGUAAAGGAACCAUAUUUCAUCUGUAUGUGUAUGUUUCUGUAUAUGUUGGUGCUUUUUGGUGUACAUAUUUUUGCUUUUCAUGAUCAGUAUUGUUUUUUGUGCUGCAGAGGCAUUUGCAUAGGUCAAGCACUAGUGGUGCCAACCCCAAAGAUUUACAUUUCCACUCUAACUGAAGCACUCCAGCCAAAGCUAUCUGUUUAUUUAAUAUGAAUCUUUAAUAUGAAUCAACUACAAGCUACAGGAAGCUUCGCAGCUAACGCCUUUCCGAGCCCUCAUACUCCUGCUCUCUGUGUAGUGUGUAACGACUUAGUGCCAAAGCUCAGCGUCUUGUCUUCAGUCUAUUGGAUGCAUUCUGUUGUAAUGUUGUUAUGAAUUUGUCUCUGCUCUUCUUUGUAUCCCAUAUCUGUAUUUUGCAGUUGUAGCACUUCUCCUGCUUUUGCACUUGACAAAGUCGAAUAAAGGGUUUGACAGCUGAACUGUGCAUGACAAAAUGGUUUUGGUGUCCAAUUGAAAUUAAAUACUAAAUAACAUAAUAAUGCAAAAUGAGGGUUGAUGGAUUAUUCGCUUGGCUAAUUAUGAGGGGCCAGUAUUCUGCAUUUAGCCGGUUAUCAGUAUCUAUUUAAUACCGAUCUGCAAUAAAAUGAAUUAAAAUGUG